This is a messenger RNA of Amoebophrya sp. A120, 1216 nucleotides long. The record is from the annotation of a GenBank genome assembly. Lineage: Eukaryota; Dinophyceae; Syndiniales; Amoebophryaceae.
GGGACGAGUGGUUGACUUUGAAAUAGUUUUCCUCCAUCAAAUUAUGCGGUAGAAAAGAGUUUCCUCCCUGUUGCGGUGCGCGGAAUUGAAGUUUGUGUUGUUGGAACUGCAACACAAGCUGUUGCGUGUCGUCAGGGUACAGUUCAUAUGAAGCCAGAAAAUCUGUAAUGCGGAAAGCGCCACACGAGAAAAGCUGUUGUAUUGUGCGCUCAUGCAAUUAUGAUGAUCGGAUCUUUGUUCCGCGUGUGUGGUUCCAUUCUCAUAGCAUGAAAAACUAUGACGAUCGGAGUCUAAAAAUGAGAAUUGGUCGAAUCUGACUAGCGGAUCUUUGUUCCGCAUGUGUGGUUCCAUUUGUAUAGCAUGAACAGCAAGACAAACACCAGCACACGGGGAUGCUCUGCAUGACAAGUUCAUGCGAUCAGUGUAGUACUGUUUGAGCUUCCAAAUGUUGUAAUGCGAACUUUGCAUGACAAACUAUGAUGAUCGGAGUCUAAAAAUGAGAAUUGGUCGAAUCUGACUAGCGGAUCUUUGUUCCGCGUGUGUGGUUCCAUUUGUAUAGCAUGAGCAGCAAGACAAACACCAGCACACGGGGAUGCUGUGCGUGACAAGUUCAUGCGAUCAGUGUAGUACUGUUUGAGCUUCCAAAUGUUGUAAUGCGAGCAGCACCAUUAGGCAGAAACUGAAUUUGCGACUUUGCGUGACAAACUAUGAUGAUCGGAGUCUAAAAAUGAGAAUUGGUCGAAUCUGACUAGCGGAUCUUUGUUCCGCAUGUGUGGCUCCAUUUGUAUAGCAUGAACAGCAAGACAAACACCAGCACACGGGGAUGCUGUGCAUGACAAGUUCAUGCGAUCAGUGUAGUACUGUUUGAGCUUCCAAAUGUUGUAAUGCGAGCAGCACCAUCAGGCAGAAACUGAAUUUGCGACUUUGCAUGACAAACUAUGAUGAUCGGAGUCUAAAAAUGAGAAUUGGUCGAAUCUGACUAGCGGAUCUUUGUGUCCGCUGCUGUGCAGACUUACCUUUAAGCUCCCCCAUCUGAUUUGUUAUUUCAACGGUUUGAUGAUGUCGCAAGAUCUUACCUCCACAAUGGCAUAUUAUGCUUAUUCAUGCCCAGCACCAUAUCAUGCAGGAACGAUGAAAACACAUUCACCGCAGAGGACGCUAUGAAUUUUCACUUUACGACCCAGCAAGACCUGCCAUUGACGAGAUACCACAAAAU